This is a messenger RNA of Arachis duranensis, 630 nucleotides long. RefSeq lists its product as uncharacterized. The record is from RefSeq and is a predicted model, not a curated record. Bases 1 to 630 code for a protein of 209 amino acids. The transcript is spliced from 2 exons. NCBI's taxonomy places the organism in Eukaryota, Viridiplantae, Streptophyta, Magnoliopsida, Fabales, Fabaceae.
AUGGCGGUCGUGUCGAGUGGUGUGCAGUGUGAAAUAUUUGUCAUAGGGUCAGAUGAAGACAUGGGGGAGUUGUUUCAUUGUCGGCAGAGUUUUUCGGAGGUGAGAAUAAACGAGUUGUUUGCCAAGCUGGAAGACCGAGUGGACAAUUCCAGGGCUUCAACGCCAAAUCCUCAGUCGACGGCAGUGGGGUGUGCUUCUACUUCGAUGCCUGUCGUUGCACCCAGGUGUCUCCUACCUGCAGCUCCACCUGUUCUAGCAUCGGCAGAGAGGUCACCUGGUUUGAUUACUGGUCUUGUUGGGGUGGGGCCAUCCAGUUCUGAGUCCCACCAACAACCGCAGCAUUUCUCUACGCUCAAUCCGGAAUCAGUGAGCCAACAACCAGAUGAUCGACACACCUUCGGCUACCAAGGAUUACACGAGGGCAAUGCUUCUGCUGAAUUUGUGAUUGGUCAAUCUUUCCAGACUAAGGAAGAAGCUGUGAUGAGUGUUAAGGAUUAUAGCAUUCGUCGUGGAGUUCAGUAUCGGGUUAUGGAAUCUGAUCAUCUGAAGUAUGUUGGGAGAUGCAAGGAGUUUGGAAAUGGCUACAACUGGAUCAUCCGUGGGGCAUUUCGGCAGCGCAAGGGUAACUGA